AUGGUUUCCCCCGCACCAUCUUCCUCACCCAUUCCCGACGGCCAUCUCAAUGGCACCAACACUCUACCCGUGCGGGCUGGUCCCAAGCUCUAUGGCAGUAACGACGGCGCUUACUCGGGAGCUGGCACCCCUAUCGGUUUCCAGCGACACCCACACAACAAGAUUCUCGAGAGCGUGGCCGGAUCGAGUAUCCGCCAACCUUCCCCGCAACCCACCCAUUUGGGACUUCCCGGAGGUAGUCCUCAUCGAAUCCUGUCCGAGGAAGAUCCAGGCUAUGUAGCCGCCAAGUUCGAGGGCAAAGAGAAGCAGAUGGAACAGGUCAUGGACCAGCUGGAAAAGAAGGGUUUCAUCCCCGUGGAGUUCGUUGUAGGAGAGACUGAAUGGUUCUACAACCAACUCGGAAUCGACGACACCUACUUCCAGACGGAGUCCGUCGACGCCAUCGUUACGCAAAUCCUGUCCUUGUACGCCGCAAAGGUUGCCGCGUACGCUCGAGACGAUAAGAAGCUCGAAAUCCGACUGGACAAGGAGGCCGAAGAUCACGCGGUUUACAUUGAUACCAGCAAGCCAGGUAUUUCCUCCGUCGAAGGCCCGCGGUACGAGUCGCGGAUUGAUAAGAAGUACAUCAACGGCUCGACCCCGGCGAACAGCUACCGAGUGGAGACUUUCCGCUCGCCCACCUCCAUUCCGGGCGACGAUGGUCAGCAGCUCCGUUGCUAUUUUGUCUACAAGUGUCAGUUCGCAAAUCCAAACCCAGACCCCAACGAGACCAACAUCGACAUCAUCGGCGAGAAGAGAUUUCUGCAGAAGGCAACCCCCAACACCAAGGCUAUCUACCAAGAGAUCAUCAGCAAUGCUGUCAGUCGCUCUGGUCCUGUCAUUGAAAUGUUCGAGAUCGAGAAGAGUCGCGAGAAGAGACUGGUCAUCGCCUACCGGCAAGGCUCCGCCAUGGGUCUCUUUAGUGCCCUCUCCGAUUUGUACCACUACUACCGCUUGACCAGUUCUCGGAAGUAUUUGGAGCACUUCUCCAAUGGGAUCACGGUCAUCUCGCUCUACCUCCGUCCGUUGCCUAACCAAGAAAUUGCCGCCAAGUUCCCCCCAAUCGAGGCGGCGAUUCACCAGAUCAUCAAGGAGGUCUCUCUCUUGUACUGCAUCCCCCAGAAUCGCUUCCAGCACCAUUUCGCAGUCGGUCGUCUCAGCUUGCAAGAGACGAUCUAUGCCCACUGCGCGUGGGUGUUUGUCCAGCAAUUUCUGAACCGCUUGGGCUCAGAAUACACGUCAUUAACCGACCUUCUGGAUUCAAACAACAGCGUUCACGCUGAGUUAUUGGCCAAGAUCAAGAAGCGUCUGCGUACGGAAACUUUCACUUCGGAUUAUAUUUCCGAGAUCGUCAACAAGUACCCGGAACUAAUUCAUAAGCUCUACCUCGACUUUGCCAACACCCACUAUGUACAGACCCGUGGCCCAGCCGAAGAUGACUUCCUUCCUACGCUGAGUUACUUGCGGCUGCAGGUUGACGAGGUCCUUGACGGCCCCAAGCUGAAGCAGCUUAUCUCGAGCACGGCUGCCAAUGAGCAUGAUGAAAUGGUCAUGAGCGCUUUCCGGGUGUUCAACGCCUCCAUCCUCAAGACAAAUUUCUUCACCCCCACUAAGGUAGCCCUCAGCUUCCGGCUCAACCCUCAUUUCCUCCCGGAGCAUGAGUACCCCCAGCCGCUUUACGGCAUGUUCUUGGUCAUCAGCUCCGAGUUCCGCGGGUUCCACCUGCGUUUCCGUGAUAUCGCCCGCGGAGGUAUUCGUAUUGUCAAGAGCCGCAACAAGGAAGCCUACAGCAUCAACGCCCGCUCCCUGUUCGACGAGAACUACAACUUGGCCAACACCCAGCAGCGCAAGAACAAGGAUAUUCCUGAAGGGGGUGCCAAAGGCGUGAUUCUGCUCGAUGUGAACCACCAGGACAAGGCUCGUGUCGCUUUUGAGAAGUACAUUGACAGUAUCCUUGACCUCUUGCUGCCACCUGUCAGUCCUGGUAUCAAGGACCCUAUAGUUGAUCUGUACGGCAAAGACGAGAUCUUGUUUAUGGGUCCGGAUGAAAACACGGCCGAGCUGGUCGACUGGGCCACAGAGCAUGCACGGAACCGAGGUGCCCCAUGGUGGAAGUCUUUCUUCACUGGCAAGAGCCCCAGACUAGGAGGUAUUCCUCACGACACCUAUGGAAUGACAACUUUGUCUGUCCGUCAGUAUGUCCUCGGAAUCUAUCGCAAGUUAAAGAUCGACCCCAGCACUAUUCGCAAGCUGCAAACUGGUGGUCCCGAUGGUGAUCUAGGCUCCAAUGAGAUCCUCCUUGCAAACGAGAAGUACACCGCCAUUGUAGACGGUUCUGGCGUGAUAGUUGACCCCCAGGGUCUCAACCAUGAUGAGCUCGUUCGACUGGCCAAGAAUCGGGUUACCAUCUCGGAGUUCGACCUGUCGAAGCUUUCUCCCCAGGGUUAUCGGGUUUUGGUGGAUGAGAGUAACGUGAGACUACCCAGCGGCGAGCUCGUCCACAAUGGAAUGAUCUUCCGCAACCUGUUCCACCUGCGCAAUGAUCAGCAGUACGAUACAUUUGUGCCUUGCGGUGGUCGGCCUGAGUCAAUCGACUUGUCUACCGUCGGAAAGCUAAUCAACGACGGCAAAGCCACCAUUCCCUAUAUUGUUGAAGGUGCCAACCUGUUCAUCACUCAAGACAGCAAGCUUCGCCUGGAGCGCGCCGGCUGUAUACUCUUCAAGGACGCAUCUGCCAACAAGGGUGGUGUGACAUCCUCUUCCCUGGAGGUCUUGGCUUCGCUGUCUUUCGAUGAUGCUGAGUUCGUGGAGAACAUGUGCAUUCGCGAGGACGGGACUGUGCCGACCUUCUACAGCGAUUACGUUAAGCAGGUCCAAGAGGUGAUCAAGCAGAACGCCACUCUGGAGUUCGAGGCCAUUUGGCGCGAACAUGAGCAGACCGGUAUGCUCCGCAGUGUGCUCAGCGAUCAGCUCAGUAUCGCUAUCACCAAGUUGGACGAAGAACUGCAGAACACCGAGUUGUGGGAUAACGUCGAACUCCGCCGCUCGGUUCUCCAUGAUGCUCUUCCCAAGCUGCUCCUGAACAAGAUCGGUCUGGACACUAUCCUCCAGCGGGUGCCAGAGAACUACCUGCGGGCUAUUUUCGGCAGUUACCUCGCCAGUCGAUUUGUCUACGAGUAUGGCAGCAGCCCGAGCCAGUUUUCUUUCUUCGAUUUCAUGACCAAGCGACUUGCGCAGAUUUCCCAAGCGUAA
This is a messenger RNA of Aspergillus homomorphus CBS 101889, 3291 nucleotides long. Its product is annotated as glutamate dehydrogenase (NAD(+)). Gene Ontology annotation, molecular function: L-glutamate dehydrogenase (NAD+) activity. The coding region runs from base 1 to 3291 and encodes 1096 amino acids. Lineage: Eukaryota; Fungi; Ascomycota; Eurotiomycetes; Eurotiales; Aspergillaceae. Gene Ontology annotation, cellular component: mitochondrion. The transcript is spliced from 3 exons. The record is from RefSeq and is a predicted model, not a curated record.